This is a messenger RNA of Punctularia strigosozonata HHB-11173 SS5, 1584 nucleotides long. RefSeq names its product peptidase S28. Gene Ontology annotation, molecular function: serine-type exopeptidase activity; dipeptidyl-peptidase activity. The coding region runs from base 1 to 1584 and encodes 527 amino acids. Gene Ontology annotation, biological process: proteolysis. NCBI's taxonomy places the organism in Eukaryota, Fungi, Basidiomycota, Agaricomycetes, Corticiales, Punctulariaceae. The record is from RefSeq and is a predicted model, not a curated record. The transcript has 9 exons.
AUGAGGGUGAAAGAAGGCUCCGUGAGGGCAAACAACGAGGAACUACCAGUUAACCAUCCUCUAUUCUUCCAGAUGCCUUUCGACCAUUUCGGCAACAAUUCGGGGACGUUCCAAAACAGAUAUUGGAUCAACGAUACCUAUUACGAGAAGGGCGGACCAGUGUUCAUAUUUGACUCUGGCGAACAGGAUGCGCAGCCUUUGGUACCAUACUAUCUCCAGGAAUAUCAUGGAUUAUCUGCCACUAUGCAAGCUGCAAAGAGGUACAAGGGAAUUGCGAUCUUGUGGGAGCACCGUUACUACGGUGACUCGUUACCUUUCCCAGUUAACAGUAAUACGACCGCGGCUCAAUGGCAGUUUCUAACUACGGAGCAGGCAUUGGAGGACGUCGUCUACUUCGCCGAUCACUUCAAAGCGCCCGCUGGUAGCAAAGUGGCAGGCACAAGUUUACAUCCCUCAACAACGCCAUGGGUGUGGCUUGGAGGAUCAUAUCCUGGCGUCAGAGGGUACGUGCACCUAUCUGCACCUGAGGCACUCGCCAAUAUUGGCCCACUCAUUCGCAGGGCUCUCCUCCGCGUAAGAAACCCCGAGACUAUCUACGCCGUCUGGGCCAGUUCAGCGCCCGUACACGCACAAGUCGACAUGGCGUCAUACUACAAGGCCGCGGAACGUAGCCUCACCCGCAACUGCAGUGCGGACUGGGUUGCCGUAACGCGUUAUGUGGACGAGGUUCUGAAGGGCUCGAACGGAACGCUGAAGGACGAUGUCAAGUUCGCGUUGAUGAAGGCGGAGUUGAGUGGACCUGGUGGCAAUACGACGGGCGCAGAUGGACUCACGUUGGAAGAGGCGCAUAAUGCAAGCGACUAUUGGGGGUUUCAAGACUCGCUCCUACCCUUCUGCAACAUCCUCGAAACCAACAACUUCACAAUGACCCCACUCGAGACCGGCCUUGCAUCCUUGAAUGGAACGGAAUUUGCCUUCCAGGCAUUCCUAACGGGUCUCGCCGAGACGAACUAUGACGCUAUCCAAGGCGAUCCGGACGACCCUGUGCAAGAUCGUUCGUGGAUGCGGCAGUACUGCUCCGAGUACGGCUUCUAUCAACGUGGCGAUCCCAACAACCCGCUCUCUAUUGAGACUUCGUUCCUGUCCCUUGAGCUCUUCCAAGCGCAAUGCAACGAAACUUUCGCGGAUAUCCCUCCUUCUCCCGAGGUAGGACAUAUCAACAAAUACGGUGGAUGGGACAUGAACCCGAGCAACGUCUUCUGGACGAAUGGCGAAUUCGACCCGUGGCGUACUAUGGGCCUCGCCUCCAUCGAAGACAAUUCGCCUCAUCGCAAUUCCUCCGUAAUCGUUCCUCCGUGCAACACACCGCCUCCAGGAACCGACUUCUUCGGAAUCACCCAUGACAGGAUGGUCCACGUUUCCGACUUGCGUGUUCUCCUGGUCCCCGAUGCCAACCACACCUUCCCCAAAACGGUCGGGUUCUAUAGCCCCGUGUCGCAGGAACCGUUCUACUCGGGUCUUGGUUUAUUCGAGCUGGCUCUGGACGAAUGGCUGCCUUGCUUUGGCAAGACCGAAGGUGCAUAA